Messenger RNA from Prinia subflava (tawny-flanked prinia), 1890 nucleotides. RefSeq names its product Fc receptor-like protein 2. NCBI's taxonomy places the organism in Eukaryota, Metazoa, Chordata, Aves, Passeriformes, Cisticolidae. Gene Ontology annotation, biological process: cell surface receptor signaling pathway. The record is from RefSeq and is a predicted model, not a curated record. Gene Ontology annotation, cellular component: plasma membrane. Gene Ontology annotation, molecular function: transmembrane signaling receptor activity.
AUGCCUGGGGCACUCACCCCACAGGAGCACCCCACCUUCCUGGCCAUCCCCGUGCCCCCAGCCAUCCAGGCUGGCUGUCACUCACUGCUGUGGCCACCGCUCCCCUGCGUGGCGGCUCUUCGGAUGCAGAGGAAGGAAGAAAGGUCACAGCUCGUCCCCACGAGUAGGUGGCCCUUGAGCCGCCACGCAGGGGAGCGGUGGCCACAGCAGCGAGUGACAACCAGCCUGGAUGGCCAGGGACACGGGGAUGGCCGGGAAGCACAGACCCUCGGCCUUGCUGGCGCCCAGACCACCCAGCUCCUGGUGGAGCCCCCCUGGACACCAGCAGUGCUGUGGGACCGGGUGACACUGACCUGCCACGGCUUGGGGGCCGCCAGUGCCACCACCUGGUACAGGGAUGGGCAGCAAUGGGGGCAGAACAGACGAGACCAUGUCACUGUCACCGAGCGUGGCAGCUACAGCUGUGACAGACCUGGCAGUGGGCUCAGCCCCCCCGUGAGAGUUUUAAAUGAUACGCUGGUGCUGCAGGUGCCAGCACUGACGCUGCUGGAGGGGGACACGGUGACAUUGCGCUGCCGGGCCAGGCACAACCUGUUGAUCAGCAGGGUGAGAUUUUACCAGGAUGAGAAGGAUCCAGAGGGGUCCUUCAAUGGGACCGAGCUGUCCCUAUCCCCUCUGCAGCUGCACCACAGUGGCUGCUACCGCUGCCAUAGCUGGGUGAACUCCGAGCCAUCGGUGUGGGCACAGUCAGCGCCGGUGACAGUGACAGUGCACGAGCUCUUCUCGGUGCCGGUGCUGCAGGGUCCCCCUGAAGUCACUGAGGGGUCCCCCCUGACUCUCAGCUGCCUCAGCAACCCCAGCCCCCUGGAGCACCGAGCCCCCCUCCUGCACCUCUUCUACCGGGACAGGCUGUUGGUGGGGGGCCCGCAGGGGUCCCCGCAGUUCCUGGUGCCUGCUGUGGGGGUCUCCCACUCAGGGAAUUACAGCUGCCAGGUGCAGUCCGAGGGGGGGGCCGUGCGGAAGAAGAGUGCCCAGCUCGGCGUCACGGUGCACAAGGUCCCACCCUCAGGGGUGCCCCUGUCAGCACAGGCCCCUGGGGCAGAGGUGGCACGUGAUCCCCUGGUGCUGAGCUGCACGUUGACAGCAGGGUCAGGUCCCCUGUCCUUCACCUGGCACUGGGGGGCCUUGGGGACACUUCUGGGCACUUUUGCUCACCUGGGGCUGCACCACAUUGGGACAGCAAUCACACCACGGCAGGGCCAGUGACAGGACAGUGUGGCUGAGAGCCCCACAUUGAACGUCACUCUGCUGGUUCCUGUGGCCAAUGCCACCAUCAGCCCCGGUCCCCCGGCACACCAGGUGCGCACAGGUGACCCCGUGACCCUGCGCUGCUCGGUGCAGGUGGACUCAGCCCCUGUCACCUUCACCUGGCUGCACAACGGGCAGGAGGUGGCCCAGGGCCCCGUCCUGGAGCUCAGGGACGUCAAUGUGAAACACUCGGGUACCUACCAGUGCGUGGCCACCAGCCAGCUGAACGGGAACCGCGUGUUCCGGGCACUCAGCCCUGAGCUGGCCUUGGAGGUGACACCACAAAGAAACUGGAACACAGCAGUGGCCACUGGCGUUGGCGGGUCCCUCCUCUUCCUGGUACUGCUCGGGGGUGUAGUUUUCGGCUGGCGCCGGUGGAACCGCAUGGGUGGGGCCCCCCCAGAUCCCCUAGCCCCCCCAGAGGAGGGGGAGGUGCUGUACACCCACGUCAUGAGCACCAAGCAGAUGGGAGUGACCCCCCCCGCCACCACACUCCAGGAUCCCCCGGUGGCCUACGCGGAGCUGCGGGGACCCCACGGGCGACUGCAGGAACUCAGUGACAUCCAUGGGAACGUGCUGUGA